UGCGUCCCUAUAGUGUAAGUAACCCUAUACUAUAUAUAUAUGCACAUCCGUGCUAAGCAGCGUAUCUGCGGUGCAGGACGAAUUAGGGUUUUUAAAGGUCUUCAUCGUUUAGGGUUCUUAGUUCUUACACUGCAGUCAUGGCGGAUGUGGAAACAGAUGUUGCCACAGGGCAGCCGAAGAGAAGAACGUUCAAGAAGUUCAGCUUCAGAGGCGUCGAUUUGGACGCUCUGCUUGACAUGUCAACCGACGAGCUUGUUAAGCUCUUCCCAGCCCGGGCUCGCCGAAGGUUCCAAAGAGGUCUUAAGAGAAAGCCGAUGGCUCUGAUCAAGAAACUGCGCAAGGCGAAGCGAGAGGCACCACCCGGUGAGAAGCCAGAGCCAGUUAGAACUCACCUUCGGAACAUGAUCAUAGUCCCUGAGAUGAUUGGAAGCAUCAUUGGGGUUUACAACGGCAAGACCUUCAACCAGGUUGAAAUCAAGCCUGAGAUGAUUGGGCAUUACUUGGCCGAGUUCUCAAUCUCUUACAAGCCGGUCAAACAUGGAAGGCCUGGUAUUGGUGCUACCCACUCGUCAAGGUUCAUUCCUCUCAAGUGAGAUAUUCAUCAGCAUCCUGGGCAUUUGACCGAUUUUUCUCCAAGAUUUGUCUGGUGCAAGUUCCUUUUCCCCUCCCAUCCCCCUUCUGAAUUUUGGCCAUCACUUUUUAGUGUUGAUUUCUUCCUCCUAUUAGCUGGAUUCAAUGUUGGAGCUUAUGUUUUUUCUUCAUUUGGGUAGACAAAUUUGGAGCUUGCAUAGCUUCAGUCGGUUGAUGAGCUCAUUUUCCUUUUAUGAACUAUUUUGUUAUUGGUUCAAUAGGUUAGAAAUAUGAAAAUUAACAUAUUUGCAUC
Macadamia integrifolia is the source of this 883-nucleotide messenger RNA. Its product is annotated as 40S ribosomal protein S15. Bases 138 to 593 code for a protein of 151 amino acids. Gene Ontology annotation, molecular function: RNA binding; structural constituent of ribosome. The transcript is spliced from 4 exons. The record is from RefSeq and is a predicted model, not a curated record. Gene Ontology annotation, biological process: translation; ribosomal small subunit assembly. Gene Ontology annotation, cellular component: ribosome; cytosolic small ribosomal subunit. NCBI's taxonomy places the organism in Eukaryota, Viridiplantae, Streptophyta, Magnoliopsida, Proteales, Proteaceae.